Molecule: messenger RNA, 1902 nt
Organism: Phyllotreta striolata
Lineage: Eukaryota; Metazoa; Arthropoda; Insecta; Coleoptera; Chrysomelidae
Source: the annotation of a GenBank genome assembly
AUGGCUUCGAUCAAAGGAGCAAGGAUUUGCCUCUUGGCAGUAUUUGCAGUAACUGCUGCCAGUUCAUUAACCAUUAGAAAUGAUGAUAUCAAUUUAGACUUGAAUGCAACAAGCGACGGAAUUAUAGUAAAAGCAACCAAAGGGAAUACUGCUACUUUAACUGGAAAAUUAGGAGUUUCUAAAGACUUUUCGAAAGUGACUUGCAUUGGAGACACUUUGUGCGAAAUCAACGGGUUCAAUUUAAGCAUGUAUGGUGUCGACAGCGGGUUCUACAUUCGAUGGCAAUCUAAUGAAUCGUAUACAUUCGAAGAUUGUUUCGAGUUGGAGGGUGAUGUCCAAUGGUACGGCGGUCCGGAGAAGGACAUGCAAUAUUGGCCUCUUCAAAAAAUGAACAUAUCAGGCGACCUGCCGUACGUUUCCAGUAAAUUACACAAUGCCGCCGUUGCCGAAAGGUAUUGGUUGAAUUCCAAAGGAACGUAUAUUUACCUCACUUCUCGUGUUCCUUUAUAUGUGGAUCAAAAUGUCGCAAAUAAAAAUCAAGUUUGUUUCAAAUCUGCUCUUGACGGUCCUUAUAUUUGGAGAAACUAUAAUAUUCUGGAGUAUUACAUCAUUGUUAAAUCGGAUCCUAAAGAAGCACACCUUCAUGCAGUUACCAAUCAUUUAGGAAAACCAAAAGGCCACCCCAACGAAAAAAUGAUUCGCGAACCAAUCUGGACCACUUGGGCCAAAUACAAAAGAGACAUAAGUGAUAAGACUGUAAUUUCCUUCGCCCAAGACAUAAGAAAUCAAGGCUACAAAAAUGGUCAAAUAGAAAUCGAUGAUAGUUGGGAGAGGUGUUAUGGAGCUCAAGAGUUUUCCUCGGACACUUUUCCAGACAUAGGUAAUACCGUCAGAACACUAAAAAACAUGGAUUUUAGGGUCACCUUAUGGGUUCACCCGUUCGUUAACACUGGUUGUAAUGAAGUUGAAGCGGUAGGUUUGUCCAAAAAUUAUUUUGUUUAUAACAUGGAUGGAAAUGCAACCUCUGCGUGGUGGGACGGUACAUCUUCACAUCAAAUCGAUUUUACAGACGCUGAAGCAGCCGAAUGGUGGAAAAGCAGAUUAGAGAAACUGCAAAAGCAUCCUGGAAUCGACUCCUUCAAAUGUGACGCUGGCGAAAUCGACUGGUCUCCGACGCCAUCAAAGUUUGUACACACAAACCCUUACGAAUCCCCUAACAUUCUAACCGAACGAUACAUCAGGACCUGCGCCACACUUGGAGACCUGGUUGAAGUCAGAUCCGCUUAUAAAACACAAGACUUACAAAUAUUUCUUAGAAUGCUAGACAAGGAUUCCAGCUGGGGCAUCUACAAUGGACUUUACACUUUGAUAACCACUCUUCUUCAACUGAAUAUGAACGGAUAUACAAUGAUUUUGCCCGAUAUGAUCGGAGGAAAUGGUUACGGUGGUAAAAUACCAGAUGCAGAGCUUCUGGUUCGUUGGACGCAGGCCAAUACUUUCAUGCCAGCUAUGCAAUUCAGUUAUCUACCGUGGGAGAUAACCAGCGAUAAAUUCAAUGCUUCGGAUAUCGUUCACAAAUUCGUAGACCUUCAUGAAAAAUACUCCCAAAAGAUUAUUGAUGCUAUGACGCAAAGUAUAGAGAAGGGAACUCCUGUUAAUCCACCAAUUUGGUGGAUUGAUCCUACGGAUGCCACAGCUUUAGCAUGCGAUGAUGAAUACCUUCUGGGAGAAGAUAUUUUGGUGGCUCCGGUAAUUGUACAAGGCGCAGUUUCCAGAUCAGUAUACCUUCCCAAAGGAGAAUGGACAGAUGGCAAUGAUAAUACUAAGACAUACAAAGGACCCACCACAUUAACAUAUAACGCUGACAUAUCUACUUUGCCAUAUUUCAUCCUCAAAACGUAA